UCGCACCAGUGAGCGAUCUCGUGAAAGGAGUAUCGUAAGCGGGUGAUAAAAGAUAUCCGGACUUUGACAUAUCUGACCGAGAUCACGUACAUUCACAACUGGGACGUCGGAUAGUCAUUCCCGCUGGUGUCGUUCAGGGAGGACAUUGUGAGCGAGCACCUGCUAAGCUAUGAGUAUCUACACCUACGUCCUGUCCCUGUCACGAUGGCGGGGGGCGAGUCUCCUCCUGGCUGUACUGGGUCUAAUGAAACUCAUGCAGGGGAUUAUACGAUACAGACGAAUGUUCAAGUUCUACAACAGUCUCCCCGGCGAGACCGACUUCCACUGGAUAUGGGGAAAUCUGCAUAAGGUAAGGGGCAAGGAGACGGAGGUACGGAUGGAGUACAUGGACGGGCUGAUGCGGAAACACAAGUACUUCUAUAGACUGUGGCAGGGAGCGUUUAGACCUGUUAUAAUGUGCUGUCACCCCGACUCAGUAAAGCUCCUCCUAAAAACAUCAGAACCAAAGCCCAUGUCCGGAGCCUACCAGUUUGCUGUGCCCUGGCUUGGAGAAGGGUUGUUGAUAGCCAGUGGUCAGCGCUGGGCCCGCUCUAGGAGGCUGCUGACGCCAGCCUUCCACUUCGACAUCCUCAAACCCUACAUGGAAGUGUACAACAGGGCGGCCGACGUCUUGCUGGGGAAAAUAGCGCGUUACGAGGAGAAGGGGGACAGUUUUGAGGUGUUCGGCCAUAUCAGCCUCUGCACGCUGGAAGUCAUCCUGAAGUGUGCCAUGUCAUUCGACGACAAUAUACAGAUGAAAGGGGAGAGUCACCCUUACGUUGUGGCCGUCAACGAGCUGUCUGAGAUGUGGUUCGAAAGAGGAAGGAACCCUCUCCUCUACAACGACUUCGUCUUCAGCUGCACCAAGAUGGGGCGCAGAUUCAAGCAGCAGUGCGACUUCGUUCACUCCAUAUCCGAGAACCUCAUUAAGAAGAGGCGCGAGACCCUAGACAGAGAGGGGCCCGCCAAUAAGAAAUACCUGGACUUCCUCGACGUCCUGCUCACUGCUAGGGACGACAGCGGGGACGGUCUUACCUCCAUGGAGAUCAGGAACGAAGUCGACACAUUCCUUUUUGAGGGCCACGACACAACAGCUAGCGCCAUCUCAUGGAUUUUGUACUCGCUGGCCACACACGAAGACAUACAGGACAAGGUGCAGGCGGAAGUCGACGGCAUCUUGGAUGGGAAAGACCCGGAAGUUAUAGACUGGAGCGAGCUGACGGAGUUGUCUUAUCUUGGCUGCGUCAUCAAGGAGGGUAUGCGACUCCACUGCCCCGUGCCAUUCAUCCAGCGUCAACUCACCCAGCCCACCACCAUCGACGGCAUCACCCUCCCCAAGGACUCCAUCUGCACCGUUCACCUCCUCAACCUCCACCACAACCCGGAAGUGUGGGAAGACCCCUGGGAGUUCAAGCCAGAACGUUUCUUGCCCGAAAACAUGCAGGGCAAAGACAGCUACGCCUUUGUGCCUUUCUCAGCUGGUCCCAGAAACUGCAUCGGCCAGCACUUUGCCAUGAAUGAGGAGAAGGUACUACUUGCCCGCAUCCUUCGCAGGUACCGGCUGGAAAUAGACCCGGCUUAUCCAGUCAAGAGGAAAGUGGCUGCUGUAAUGAGGUCGAUGAACGGCAUCCGGGUUUUUGCCAAACCGAGGCAGAAGAGUCGGUGAUUGCGGACAGGGGAAACAGAAAUGGGACAGUGAAGUUGUGAUUGUGUGCAGUUAUUUGAAUUUUUACAAAUUCGUGUCUUAUUUGAUGUAUGGUUGCGUUGACUGUCUGUUGUGGUUAAAACAAAACUGUCAAUUUGAGAUUUUGUGUGAAAUAAACUAACCGGUGUGUGUGUUGAUAUUUUUGUCAGGAGACACGUUAUAAAACAUUAUCUGUUAUAAGUUGUUUUGUCGCAUUAGUUUUAUCAAUGAAACGUUGACGUGCGUAGACUGAACGAUCAAGUGUACUGUGCCUAGAUCCGGAGAAUACAUUCUAGAGAUGUUAAUGAUAUGCAGCAUGCGUUCUGUAUUUUACAUUGUGUAUGUCCUUGUAUUGCACUAAUGUGCUUCAAAUGUGUUUCUAUUAAUUACUUGGCUCACCAUGGACAUCUAAUUUCA
Molecule: messenger RNA, 2140 nt
Organism: Haliotis rubra (blacklip abalone)
Lineage: Eukaryota; Metazoa; Mollusca; Gastropoda; Lepetellida; Haliotidae
Product: cytochrome P450 4F6-like
Exons: 11
Coding region: 170-1705 (511 amino acids)
Molecular function (GO): heme binding; oxidoreductase activity, acting on paired donors, with incorporation or reduction of molecular oxygen; iron ion binding
Source: RefSeq, a predicted model, not a curated record